Messenger RNA from Seminavis robusta, 1530 nucleotides. NCBI's taxonomy places the organism in Eukaryota, Bacillariophyta, Bacillariophyceae, Naviculales, Naviculaceae. The record is from the annotation of a GenBank genome assembly.
AUGUUGACCAAGCAUAGUUUCCUUGCCAUCAUCGCCUUUACCAGCCUCUUUUCUGGGGUUUCUGCCCUCUCUUCCGGUGCCAUUGGCUGCAAUGGAGAUGAACCAGCCGUGGGAGACGAACACACCGAUUCCGACCUGAAACCUCUCCAAAAGACCGGAGACUUGGCAGUCGGAAGCUUGACGCUUGCCAUUAAUGGAGUUCCAUUGGACCCCAACACUCCCUUUGAUGCUCCCAUUGGAGUGGCCCACACAUGGACCCUUACGGUUGACCUGGAAGGGUUGCAUGCCCGUCCAUUCCGUGGUUUCUUGGUGCGCAUCGAUAGCGGUGAUGCCAACAUAGGUGGGGAUGAUGCCUUGGAAAUCCUGGAUGAGAGUGGCAGUGACAUCCAAGAAGCCCUUGUUUGUGCAGUCCAGGAGGGAGUUGGUGGCCUCACUCAUACUUCCAAUGGCGAAAAGACACGCGUCGUCGGUGCUCUCGUCUUGGAAGAAGUCAACACAAAUAUUUCUGUUGAUGUUACUGUCGUGAUUGAAAACCGGGAUAUCAGAUCCGCUUACUUUUACAAUCAGUUCAAGAUCAAUGCUGUGGACACUGCAAGCCCCGGGGAAGGAGGAGGGGACAAUGACAACAACCACCCUGAUGGUAAUGAUGUGUGUUUCUCGGGAAUUGAUACAGUGGAAGUCCAGAGCCGGGGACGCAUCCAAAUGAAGGAUAUGAGGGUUGGAGAUCUCGUUCGCACUGGGCCCGGAAAGUACGACUGGGAGCCCAUCUAUGGGUUUGGUCAUUUGGACACAGCAAAAUCUGCGGAGUACCUUCAGAUCCACACUGAUGGAAAUAGAGCACCUCUGGAAAUGACGGGGAAUCACUUGAUCUACCGUGUGAACCCAUCUACUUUGGAAUCAAAGCUGAUCCCUGCAGCUCAGUUGGAGCCAGCAAACUUUGUGGAGGUGGUGUUACAGGGCGACGAGGCUGUACACGGUGUGCACUUAGUCGCAGUGUCCAAGAUCACCAGGGUCAAAAGACGUGGCUUGUACAUGCCAUUGACUCCCAGCGGCAGAAUCUUGGUCAAUGGAGUAUUCUCCAGUUGCUAUGUCUCUGUGAAUGUUGAGCUCCCACCAACAGUUGCCAAGUACAGUUCCUGGUUCUUGUCCGAAAGUGCAAUCUUGCAUUGGUGGCUUGCUCCUCACCGCAUUGCUGCGAUGAUGGGCCUUUCUUGGUCCUUGGGUUGUGCCAUGGACGAGAAUGGCUAUCUCCAGUGGCUAAUGUAUGGGAAGAAACUGGCGGAGUACGCAGAAGACAAAGGUUUUAUGAUCCAAUUUGUUUUGAUUGGGUUGCCCUUGCUGGCUGUAUUGGGUGUGAUCAACCUUUUGGAGGCCUUAGUUGGAGCAGCGGGAGUUCCCAAGUUGAUAUUUUGGUUGCUUGUCUGGCUGAUCUGUACAAUGGUGUUUUCCAGAAAGAAAGUUGGUCAUGGCAAGACUACCCGCAGGGCGUGGAAUGACUUGAUUUCCUCUGUUUCAAAGCUGUCUCCCUAG